Fusarium proliferatum ET1 is the source of this 567-nucleotide messenger RNA. RefSeq lists its product as uncharacterized. NCBI's taxonomy places the organism in Eukaryota, Fungi, Ascomycota, Sordariomycetes, Hypocreales, Nectriaceae. The transcript is spliced from 4 exons. Bases 1 to 567 code for a protein of 188 amino acids. The record is from RefSeq and is a predicted model, not a curated record.
AUGAAUCUUCAAAAGUCUCAGCUGAUGGGCCCCCGCCCUUCAAUACACGAGGAACAAUGGCUCCAGUACAAGGAGAUUAUCCGAUAUCAAUUCCUCGUGCGCAACAUGUCAUUGAAAGAACUCGUCAGCUUCCUCUCGUGUAUGGGAUUUACCGUAACGUCCUUCCAACUCCAGUUCAAACUCAAGGCAUGGGGAAUACUAAAGAAGAUGGACAAGCCAACAUGGCAGUACAUUGAUCGCAGAAUCAAUAAGCGUAAAGCUCAAGGAAAGGAUACCGAUGUCAUCCUGUCAGGAAGACGUCUCAAACAGUCAGCUAUCAGCAAAGCCAUUACCGAUCAUGGCGCCAAAGAUAUCUUCACACAAAUGGCACAAGCUCGCUCCCCUCCGCCAUCCCCGGUCAACCCUUGCCUUACUAUCUGCACUCCCCCAUCCCUUCGGAUGGAAUAUGAAUGGCCAGUGUCUCUACCUUGGAUGAAAUUCCAGAACACAUACCAAACACCAACGAGGCAAUCUCUGUCCUCCUAUCGAUGUGAUACCGCGAUUACUGCAGGCCGGCCUGCUUCAUGA